Messenger RNA from Rotaria sp. Silwood2, 987 nucleotides. The record is from the annotation of a GenBank genome assembly. Lineage: Eukaryota; Metazoa; Rotifera; Eurotatoria; Philodinida; Philodinidae.
AUGAAUUAUAAACCUUUCGUAGAAGAAAAAUUCAAACGAAUAAAUCAAAAAUUAAAUUUUCAACGAUGGUUCUAUUCAAUAAUAGGAAUUAUAACUAUUUCUGUUAUAAUUCUUCUUACUCUUGAACAAAUUCGAGAAAUGAAAAAAGAAAAUUAUGAAUUUGCAAUUUGUCUUUUACUUAUUGUUCAUUCGGUUUUUGUUCUUAUUUCUAUUCUUUCAACAGCUAUUUUCUGUCGUAUUACUAAUGCAUUUUUAACAACUUUAACAAUUAUACUUCUAUGUGCUUAUACUGGCGUUCAUUUUUACAUUCGAUUUUCAUUAUGUCAUAAUCAUCCAAAUGAAGAUUUCCAUUUGAUCACUGUAAAAAAAAAAACUACAAUUACUACUAGACAUAUGUGGAACGAGUCUUGGUCAUCGAGACCGAAAAAAACAAUUUUACCGGAAGCGGGGCCGGAAAAACUUGAUCCCACACAUGUUCGAUUAGGUUUUAUAUUGACUUUAUUAAUCUUAUUACUUCCAUGGACGAAUGUUAUGGUUCAUGAAUAUCGAAUGAAUAUUCUACCAGACAAAGAUAUGAUAAAUCCAAGAUCAACAACAUUUUCUUGGUUUUUAUAUCUUGAUUUUAUGCUAAUAAAUUCUUUAUUAAUAUUGAACAUUCGUAAUCAAUCAGAUUUUGGUCUUUAUGAAAUUCUCUUAUUAUCAAUUGGAAUACCUCUUACUUUAUUAUGGUUAUGUACGGGAAUGUUUAUGGCAAUUAAAAAAACUCCUUAUGUCGUCUUCUCUACUAUUUUUUAUAUAUUAUCACUAAUACACAUCAUUCAUUUAAUUUAUAUUACUUAUGGGGCUAUUUCUGAAUAUAAUAUGUUAUCAAAAAUCAAUGAAUCAACAUUAUUUCCUUUACUUAUUAUAAUAUUUAUUUGUAGUGGUAGCAAUAUUCUUAUUCAUACACUAACAAUCAUAAUUAGUUUUAUUUUAAUUGGUAUAUAA